Messenger RNA from Stegastes partitus (bicolor damselfish), 1627 nucleotides. RefSeq names its product cold inducible RNA binding protein a (gene cirbpa). The transcript has 7 exons. Bases 91 to 645 code for a protein of 184 amino acids. Gene Ontology annotation, molecular function: RNA binding. Lineage: Eukaryota; Metazoa; Chordata; Actinopteri; Pomacentridae. The record is from RefSeq and is a predicted model, not a curated record.
AAGCGGAUCGCUCCUUCACUCCUCCCUCAUUCGACCUGCAGCUCUGUGCACCAGCCACUUGUGAUCAGUCGGGGAGAAGCUACUCUUAAGAUGUCGGACGAAGGUAAAUUGUUCAUCGGAGGUCUGAGCUUUGAGACCAACGAGGAGUCUUUGGCGGCGGCCUUCGGAAAAUACGGAACCAUCGAAAAAGUGGACGUCAUCAGAGACAAAGAGACGGGAAGAUCUCGCGGCUUCGGCUUUGUGAAAUACGAUAAUGCAGAGGAUGCGAAAGAUGCACUGGAGGCCAUGAACGGCAAGACUCUGGACGGUCGGGCCAUCCGGGUGGAUGAAGCAGGAAAGGGCGGACGCUCCAGGGGAGGAGGAUCAUUCGGGCAGCCACGCGGUGGAAGAUUCGGCGGUUCCAGAGGGAGAGGUGGUCGCGGUUACUCCUCCAGAGGUGGCUACAAUGGCUCAGACAGGGGCUAUCAAGACAGAAACUAUGACAGAAGCUUCGGAAGAGAAGGGGGCUUCAAUAAUUACAGGAGUGGUGGAUACCAGUCAGGUGGCGGCGGCGGCGGGUACAGAGACAGUAGGGGUCAGGGCGGAUACAACGACCGUCCAAGCUACCGCGAUGGAUACGACGCCUAUGGUGCCUCACAAGAGUAAACAUCUCCCUGAUUCAAGAUCAUCACUUGGCUGGCUGUAUUUCAAAGAUGCGCUCCUCAAGAAAAAUGUCCACGUGUUCUUGCUGACCUUAGUUUUGUAGUUCUGUUGUAGUAGUUCAGCAUCUUAAAAAAAAAAAAAAGAAAAAAUAAUGUAGCCAUGAGUUUUGGUCAUUCCUUAACAAUCCAUGUUGCAAAUUACAGGUCAAGAAUCUUACCUUGCUUGAUCGGGCAUCUUAAUUCCUCAAAAAAAUCGUUUAACUAAAAGGCAUCUGUGUAAUCUGACUAGUACUGAAGUCCCAAUUUGGGGUCAAACAACAGCUCUCCACAUGGCUUUUCGUUGAACAGCCACUACCACCGCUGUAGACUUUUUUUUCUUUUCUUUCUUUUUUUUUUUGUCCAGCAUGUUAGUGUUUCCUGAUUUGAUUCCUUUUUCUCCCUUUUUUUUGUUGUUUUAUAUUGAAGUAUCUGAUGGGGCUUGUUUUGUGUUUUUGUUACCUUAUUUUCCCUCUCAGUCUUUGUGACUGAACUACCUCCUGCCAGGUUUUAAACUGAGUGAGGAAAGAGAUCCAUUUACUCUUAAACAGACUUUUUUGGGGGAUUUUAUGCUAAAUUCCUUUUUACUAUUAAAAUUAAAACCCUUAGUUUAGCUGAGGCUCCUGUAUGUUCAAUUUCCCAAAAGAGUGAAUUCCUUUCAGACUGGUGAACUACACAUCCGAAGUGGCCGGCUGUUCAUGAAGUUGCAAAUUGCAGCAUGCUACAGUCUGUCCAAGGUAUCUUCUGUGCUCUGCUCAACAUCUGCAUUUUAAAUGUGCUGUAAAAUGGACUAAUCUUGUUUAAAGUGAUCGAAAAAUGUAACUUCGUUUCCCCAAAGUAAUAUCUCAACCGGGAACAGUUUUGUACUUUAUGUUCUUUGUAUGAUCAACAUUUUUUUUUCUUUGUCAGUUUGGCUUCAUGGAGCCCAUUAAACAGACUGUGGAAAAUAA